This is a messenger RNA of Prunus persica (peach), 735 nucleotides long. RefSeq lists its product as uncharacterized. The record is from RefSeq and is a predicted model, not a curated record. Lineage: Eukaryota; Viridiplantae; Streptophyta; Magnoliopsida; Rosales; Rosaceae. The transcript has a single exon. The coding region runs from base 1 to 735 and encodes 244 amino acids.
AUGGCUACAUCAAAUGCUGCAUCUCAACCUAAUCAAGAUACAACCAUCAAUCCCACUUCCACACUCACUCUCAAUCAAACAAUGCCAAUGAGUAAUCCUUCACACUUUCUUUCCCUUAAGCUCACCCCCACCAAUUUUCUAUUAUGGAAGACACAAUUUGAGCCAAUUCUAAUUUCUCAUGACCUUGAAGGUCUCAUCGAUCGAACUGACACUGCACCACCAUCUACAGUAGGUGAGGGCAAUACCUCUCAGUCCAACCCAGAGUUUAUUUCUUGGCGCAAACGUGACCAAAUGCUUCGCAGCUGGAUUAUUGCAUCCUUAACUGAAGAUGUUAUGCCUCACAUAGUAGGCACCUCCACCUCCUCUCAAGCUUGGAAAGCUCUCACACAAGCUUUUGGAUCUCGUACGAAUACCCGACUCCUUCAGUUACAUACUCAACUUCAAAAUUUCUCAAAAGGCGAUCUACCAGUAGCGACUUAUUUUCAAAAGGCCAAACUCAUAGCCGAUCAACUUGCAGCCACAGGAAAACCCCUUGAUACCAAUGAGUUCAAUGCUAUUAUCUUCCACAAUCUAGGCAGCGAUUACAGUGAUAUGGUCACUGCCAUGUCUACCAAACUCAGUCCCAUCUCUUAUUCAGAACUCCAUAGCCUACUUGUGAGUCAUGAAAUUCGUCUUCAAGAGAAGGCAACUUACUCCACCAUUCUUCCUUCUGCUAAUCUGGUGUACAAAGGCUAA